Morus notabilis is the source of this 878-nucleotide messenger RNA. RefSeq lists its product as uncharacterized. The record is from RefSeq and is a predicted model, not a curated record. The coding region runs from base 145 to 669 and encodes 174 amino acids. NCBI's taxonomy places the organism in Eukaryota, Viridiplantae, Streptophyta, Magnoliopsida, Rosales, Moraceae. The transcript has 3 exons.
UGUAUAAUGUAUACCUGGCCUUGCUUUAUUCUUAUUCCCGCUAUAUUUUAGGGCCUACAUGACUUUACAAACGAAAUGACUAUAAAUCUGUAAGUUCUAUACUCAAUCUUUAAUCAACUGUACCGGAGCUCUCUAGUUGUAAAAAUGGCAAGGAACUUUGGCCCUCUUAUCUGCAUCAUGAUCAUGAUUAUGGAUGUCGUCGCCGGGAUACUUGGGAUUCAGGCUGAAAUAGCUCAAAACAAGGUAAAAAGUCUGAGGAUGUGGAUUUUCGAGUGUAGAGACCCGAGCUAUCAAGCGUACAAGUUAGGAAUGGCUGCAGCCGUGCUUUUGGCCUUUUCUCAUGUCAUUGCCAACUUGCUUGGCGGAUGCAUUUGCUUCUGGUCCAGAGCAGAAUAUGAAAGAGCAACUGCAAACAAGCAAUUAGCUGUUGGCUCUCUCAUUCUGUCAUGGAUUGUUUUGGGUGCUGCGUUUUCAUUGCUGAUGAUAGGAACAUUGGCAAAUUCAAAGUCGAGAAAAUCAUGCGGGCUUGCCCACCAUCGCUUUUUCUCAAUUGGUGGGAUUUUAUGUUUCAUUCAUGGACUCGUUACCGUAGCAUAUUACAUUUCAGCGGCAGCCACAAUCAGAGAAGAAAAGAAAAGCCGGCAAGACCAGACCACGCCCUCUGCUUGACUGUUUAUUUUGUUUCUCUUUUCUUCAAAUUCUUUGAAUGAUUCCAUAUGGUGACAUUCAACAAAUGUAACGUUAGUGAGAUCAUUAUAGCCUUUCAUUUGUGUGGACAUGAGAGGAAUCAUUGCUUUCAAAGAUAUUAUUUUGCAUUCGUACUACUACCUAAUGGAUAUUUUCUUUUAACUUUUUUCAAUUAUUUAUGAAUUGGGAGU